Molecule: messenger RNA, 470 nt
Organism: Staurois parvus
Lineage: Eukaryota; Metazoa; Chordata; Amphibia; Anura; Ranidae
Source: the annotation of a GenBank genome assembly
ACACACACAGAGACACCUGUACACACACACAGGCAUACAUACGCACACAGAAACAUGUACACACAUACAGACACAUGUACGUACAUGUACACACACACAUACACAUACAUGUACAUACACGCAGACACAUGUACAGAUACACACAUGUACAUACACACAGACACAUGUUCAAUUGUACAUGCAUACACAGACACACACAAACACCCCCCCUAAAAUGUUGCAGUACUUCGUUGUUCACUCACAGAUCUGGGUACUGCACCCUAGAGGGAGGCAGAGAGCACAGCACACACUCCUUGCUUUGCUUUCUCUGCGGUCAGCUAUUGAGCAGUCUGACGGCUCCCAGUGCCAAUGACAGAUCCGGCCUGAACUCCGAACCUGCUCAGCAAGACGGCCCUGGGGGACACACACUUGCCCUCACCAUAAUUUCCACUCGCCAUUGGCGAUCAGGCGAGUGGAAAUUUCAAGCCCUG